AAAUUCCAGUCCAGGGCGUCAUUAUUAUUAUCUGCCCACUUAUCCAAUAUCCAGUGAGUGAUUGUUUUGACUUUUGUUUACUAAUGUCUGUUUUACAUAAUUACAUGAAUUAUUAGUUUAACGAGUACACAUGUCUCAAAUCGAAAACCAGACCGUCAAAAAUUAUUAAAACAGAAUGUCAGUGGUUCUAGACGACAAGAAAGAGUUUAUGACAAACCCUUAUUACGACCACCACGAGCCGAGCAACUAUCAAACUUUCUACAUAACUCUUGGUGUGUGCACGGUGUUUGCAUUUGCACUACUCGUUGUCAACUUGUUUCUCUGUUGCUUUUCCAAGCACAGACAUUACUGGAGAAAUAGCGAAACAGGUAAUCGCUACAUACUACCGAUUUGGAUCAAGACGCCCGCAAAACAAGCUCCGCUUGAUCUAAAAGAGUUGGAAACAAACUUUUCGAAAACAAAACCAGUUUACGACUCGGGGGUGCCCCAAGAAUUCGUCGAGCUCCACAAGAAAGAGAGUGACAUUUAAACGACACAAUGAUUCACUUAUUUUCACCGUUGUUAUUGUUGUUGGCCAUGUUUGUAUUGUUUGUAAUCAUUGCUAUUGUGAGAUAUGGGGAGCGAUUCUGUUCACUACACAGGGAAUCCAAUGACUACAAUAAUUACAACGACGAAUACAUAGAACAAGUAUCUUACGCUUAAUUCAAUUUAAAUUCUUAAACCCCUACAGCCUCUCAAAUAAAUAUGGGUUAGUUUUACUUAAUUUUGACAGUUUAUAAAAUAUAAUCUUAUUACAGAAAGUCUUUUAUGUUGUGCGAUCACUUUAUAACAAAUAAAAUUAACUUUGAUAACAUUAAGUCAAUCAUUUUUGGUUAAUUAAAAAAUAUCAAUUUUAUUUCUCCUUUUACUCCGUUAGUAAUUUUUAAUUAUUAGUUUAUUAGUAAACAAAUUUUAUUCACUGACGACUUAUCAAUAGCAAAAUUGAUAAAAUAUAUUAUUAUUUUAUAUGUAUUAAUAAUGUAUUAUGCACUCAACAAUUCCGUAUAUCUAAACAAAUUAAUUGUAUUAAUAUUAUUUAAAUAAGUAUGACGUGAUGAAAAAAUAUUUAUACGAAAUUAAGUGUUCACUAAUUUUAAGUAAAUAAACUGGAAUAAGGUUUAAAAUUUUAAUUGUUUUCAACCACAUUAUCUUUAAUUGAACCUUAAUUUUAUUUUUUUUAUUAUUACUUAUUGGUUAUUAUAAUAUAGUAGGUAUGUAUAAUUUCUGGAUACUUAAGUUAAUAGAUAGAUUUAAAUACUUUUUGAAAUGUUAAAAAUAUAAAAUGUAUUCGCCCAAAAUUAUUAUAAAAUAAGUGUUUUUUAAAAAUUUUAUAGAGUUUAAGUAUAAUUUUUAUUUUAUAUUCUUUAUUCAUAGAGUACUAUACUCAUUGAAGACAGCUAUGAUUAACAAUUAUUUUUUACCUCCACCGAGUCAACCAUCUGUACGCCUGUUAUAUAAUAUCACCUACAUGGCAGCAGAUUAUUACGGUUCUUAACUUGAAUGGAGUAGUUUAAUACUAUAGUUCUAUACAUACUAACAAUUCCGUCCAUAUUGUGAUUAAGUAUAAUUAUAGGUUGUUGUAUGACUUUUGGGUGACUGUAAAGUAACGUUUACACAAUGGUAUUAUAAUUUUAAGACUUUUUACAUACCUACAGUAUUAUAUUACAUACAUAAUAGUUUUGAAUAAUAUUUUUAUUUGAUCAAGUUGAAUAUAAAAACAUAAUACUAAUCCUAAUUGUAGACUAAUGUAUGGUUUUAUAUACAUUAAUAUUGCUUACGGGGAGUUUUUGAAUCUCAACAGUCGUCCAAUAAGUUAAAACAUUUGUAAUCAUUGUAUUCAAUUAUUAUAAAGUUUUAUUUUUUACAAACCAUAUUUUAUAAUAAACUUAUUUUAACAAAAAA
Molecule: messenger RNA, 1941 nt
Organism: Acyrthosiphon pisum (pea aphid)
Lineage: Eukaryota; Metazoa; Arthropoda; Insecta; Hemiptera; Aphididae
Gene: wrm1
Product: wurmchen 1 transmembrane protein
Exons: 3
Coding region: 176-529 (117 amino acids)
Source: RefSeq, a predicted model, not a curated record